This is a messenger RNA of Neolamprologus brichardi, 7179 nucleotides long. The record is from RefSeq and is a predicted model, not a curated record. Lineage: Eukaryota; Metazoa; Chordata; Actinopteri; Cichliformes; Cichlidae.
GUCAGUCCGGUGUCACAUGAACGAGCGAGGACCAAUCGGCUCGGCGCUGCCGGAGAGUGCUGGCUGCUUUACACCAAGAUAGGGGGAAAAGACUGAAUAAAAGGAAACCGUGCCAGUGAGCUUGUAAUGACCACAAAAUCCCACGGAGGAGCCCACGGUCGCCGCCAUUGGAUACGCGUCCCGUUUUCGCGUGAAUCCCGCACGUUUCUCGCUGUGGAUUAUUGCGUUUGGAGCCAGGGCGGACGGAAUGGAUAAGGCCAUGGCCCUAACAUAUUGAGUAGCUCGUUGGUGGCGGUGGUGGAGGGGGAGGCGAGACGCGCACCGUGGAGACAAUUUAUGGGGCAUUGUGCGGGGAGGGAAAUGGUGGAUUAUUUGCAGUGUGUCACGAAAAUCUCCCCACAUCUGGAUCUGCUGCCUUGAGACACUGAUCGGUGGCGUUUCUGCGCCUGUCUACAGUAACCGAGGUCGUGUUGUAGCAGUUGGUUGGUAGGUAGGUACCCCCCCUCACCCCCCACCCCCAAGCUCGAUCUGAACGACCUCAUUUUUAUUUUAAAUUAUUAUUAUUGGAUUUUUUUUACAUAUUCAUGUCGGAUUGUCGUGUCGUGGCGACGCGCUCACUCUCCCCUCCUUGAGAGCAGAAACUGUUGGAUUACACACAACUAUGGAUUUCACCAGCGGCGGCGGCGUUGAAGGCAGCGAGCCGCACAACAAUCAGUUCUACCAGUGCGAGGAGAACAAGCCUCUGCUGGCGGACAUGUCGGAGAGCAAUAACAACACGAAGCUGGGCGCGGGGCCGUGCAAGAGGUCCCUGCAUCACUGCAGCAGCAGCGGGAUGCGAUACAAGCUGCUCCAUGAGGGGGACAUCCAGGUGUGCGUGGUCAAACACCCCCGCACCUUCCUCAGCAAGAUCCUCACCUCCAAGUUCCUGCGGAGAUGGGAGCCGCAUCACCUCACGCUCGCGGACAGCAGCCUGACCUCGGCCACGCCCACCGGUUACAUGGAGACAUCAUUGCCCUACAGCUCCAUAGAGGACCUGCAGCUCCUCUCUUGGGACAAUGCCCCAAAGUACUGCGUCCAGCUCAGCUUCCCUGGUGGCACCGUCCUGCUGCAGUCCCGCGGCCUUUGGGCCAGUGCUCAGCUGUUCAUCGCGUCGUUUCUCCUGCAGAAAAAGAUCUACAAGUAUCGCAAGGUCCUAAACAACCCGAGUCGCUGGGAUGUGGCGCUGAAGGAGAUCAGAGCGCUGGUGGACAUGGCUCUGACCUCACCGCUGCAGGAUGAAUCCAUCCACCAAGCUCCGCUGCACAUCAUCUCCACCCUGCUGGCUGAGAACUCAAACCUCAGUCCUCAGGAUCAUGAAAACAUCAUCGUGGCCAUCGCUCCUCUUCUGGAAAACAACCACCCUCCACCUGAUCUGUGCGAGUUCUUCUGUAAGCACUGUCGGGAGCGGCCGCGGUCGAGCGUUGUGAUCGAAGUGUUCACUCCUGUGGUUCAGAGAAUCCUCAAACACAACAUGGAUUUCGGGAAGUGCCCUCGUCUGCGUCUCUUCACUCAGGAGUACAUCCUGGCUCUUAAUGAGCUCAACGGUGGAAUGGAGGUGGUCAAGAAGUUUAUUCACAGUUGCAGCCGGGACAACUCCCCCAGCCUGAAGGAAAUCCGAAACGGCUGUCAACAGCAGAACGACCGCAAACCCCCGAUGCCGCUACGCCUGCUGCGGCCCGAACCCCCGACGCCACCUCCCGCCACCAUCCUACCGCUCUCUACCACCCCCAGUCCUCCUCAGCCACCUCCCCCAGCCCCCACUAACCCCGUGGCUCCAACCAUCCCCAUCUCCUCUCCGACGUCCUCCCUGCCGCUCUCUCCUCCUCCCUCCGUCGUCAACUCCAGCGAGAUCCUGGUGGAGCUAGAGCGGAACAACAAUUCGGCAAACACCAAGCGGAAGGGCGGGCCGACGAGGGGCGACAGCGAACCCAACCUUAUCGACUGUCUGCUGGUCAGCCCGGCCGUCAACACGCUCUCCAUCCAGCUGCCGGCGCAGGCUGACCGAGUGCUGGGCUGCUUCGCUCUCAUCCUCAAGAUGCUUCUCUGCAGGGCUCUUGCACACGCCAAAUUCACAAAGGAGCUGAAAUAUGUCAUUCAGAGGUUUGCAGAGGACCCUCGGCAGGAGGUCCACUCCUGCCUGCUCAGCGUGCGUUCAGGGAAAGAUGGCUGGUUCCAGCUCUACAGUCCAGGAGGCGUGGCCUGUGAUGACGACGGAGAGCUCUUUGCCAGUAUGGUUCAUAUCCUGAUGGGCUCCUGCUACAAGACCAAGAAGUUCCUCCUCUCUCUGGCUGAAAACAAGCUGGGCCCCUGCAUGCUGCUGGCCCUCCGUGGAAACCAAACCAUGGUGGAGAUCCUGUGUCUGAUGCUGGAGUACAACAUCAUUGAAAAUAAAGACACCCAGCUGCAGAUCAUCUCCACCCUGGAGAGCACCCAGGUGGGGCUCCGCAUGUACGAGCAGCUCUGCGACCGACAGAGAGAGCUCAAAGAGCUGCAAAGAAAAGGAGGCCCUACCCGCCUGACUCUGCCCUCCAAGUCCACGGAUGCGGACCUGGCCCGCCUGCUCAGUUCAGGUUCUUUUGGGAACUUGGAGAACCUGAGCCUGGCUUUCACCAAUGUCACCAGUGCCUGUGCUGAGCAGCUCAUCAAGCUGCCUUCACUCAAACAGCUCAACCUCUGGUCCACACAGUUUGGGGAUGCAGGACUGAGGUUGUUAUCCGAGCAUCUGGCCUGCCUUCAGGUUCUGAACCUGUGUGAGACUCCCGUCACUGAUGCGGGUCUCCUGGCGCUCAGUUCCAUGAAGAGUCUGUGCAGCCUGAACAUGAACAGCACCAAGCUCACAGCAGACACAUACGAGGACCUCAAGGCCAAACUGCCUAACCUGAAGGAUGUUGAUGUUCGGUACACUGAAGCAUGGUGAUCGGCCGAGCUUUCAGCAGCCCCUUUACAUGCCGAGACACACACAAGCACGAUCACACACCGCACACAAGCUCACACACACAUUACAUCGACGCCAUCAUUACACCAGGAACCCUAUCAUCACCCGGCCUGAGGAUCACCCCGUCUGAUUAGACGCUUGCUACGAGGAGGAGCCGUCACCAGUUUCAUCACCGAUCCCACAAAGUGACACCGUCACCGGGAAGGAACUUUGUGAAACUCGUCGCUCCUCAUACCUCGAAGUUGUUUUUUUGGUUUUUUUACAAACGACAUCAGAGAACGAGAGGACCCGAUGUACUGAAAUACUGGAACCCUGCUCUCUCUGUCCGUACCCUUUGCCCCGUCCUUUCAUACGUAGUCUCUCAGUUUUUAUAAUCACUUUUUUUUUUCCCUCUCUGCGUGUGCACCUCAUAAUGAAAUCCCGAAUCGAGGAAGGCUCCACCUCCCCGGAGCCUCUCGCUGGCGUUUGCCCCUCAUGGAACGAAGGCUGGACACAGCAGCUCGCCUUCCAGUUCGUCUUUGAUCCGAUCCACGAUGUAGCUCUCCCGACGGACGCGGUCAACUGUUAUCGAGUCCUCGCUCUCUCUUCGCUGUCAGUUUUCAGGAUCAAAUUCCGGCCUUUUCCAAUCUUUCACUGGGAAAAUGAGGUGCUACCUCAGAGAAAAGAAGACUGUGCCUACUCCUCAUGUACAACUCGCGAGAAGGAGAAAAAGAAAACAAAAACGGUUUUUAUCAACUUGAAUUAACAUAUUUUUCCAGACAUCUGUGCUUUCAUAUAUUGUGUCUUUCUAUAGAAAACAUAAGGAGAUGCCCACCUCCCUCCCCAUCACCUCCCCAACGAUGACAUUUUGGGAGCUCUGCAGGAAUGUCAAGGGUGAUGGCAAUAUGUGGUCCUUUUUAAAUUGCCUUCAGUGUGCGUGCUGAAGCUCUCCUGUUUCUAUUUAAUAGGACAGUUGUGUAGCAGUAGCUGGGUGGUCUGGGACUGACUGAUAUUUAUAAGUUGUCUUUAAAACCUCUGACACAUUGUCUUUCCUGGAUUUCGUUGGGAGGUAUCAAAGUACACAGCUAUUUGGGUUUUUUUGCAUCGCAUUAUCCAAGAAGCCCUCGCAGAUCGCCGCCGCACAUGGACGUCCGUGUACCAAAGCCGCGGUGGCAAACUUCAGAGUGGACUUCUGAAAUCGGACCUGUUUAAACCAGACCCAUCACCAGCUGAGAGUUGUAUAUUUUCAUAUCCCCCCUUUGCUCUCGUUUUCGGUCCCCGCCGUGCAGGUGCUUUGGGAUGCUUUUGAAGCAAAGAACUCGCCAAACGUCUUUACUCUGCUUUGUUUUUUUGAGGCAAACCUGAGCGCGGCGUCGCCCCCCUUGACGCCGUUUGCCUCUCCGACCCCCUUUUCUGAGCGGAGGAGUCGCAGUGCCUCUAGCGGAUGAGUCACUUGUCUUUUUACCUGUCCCACGACCUGUUUUGAAUCACUCUGCUGUAUUUAUAUUACGCCAUAUCACGUGGAUGACAUUUUUAGGCUAAUUCUUAUCAGAGGAUGGGACAAAAUUCUUGUACAUAUUCGAUCACAAUAAGGGACGAGUAAUCGGGGAGGGUGGGGCACCUUCUAUUUGCCUGUGUACAUUCCCUCAAAGUGUUGCCUGUUUGUUGUGGCAGCGUUUCAUACGAUGUGGUAACUGCCCUGACACACUGCAAGUCUGUCAGAAUCGAUCUCCCCGUGUGCGCGUGGUUUGGGCGGAUUUGUCUUGGAAACUCAAGGCAAGCGCAACUGCAUCCAUCCAUUUUAUUUAUUCGUGUCGACCUGGGCGACGCUCCAGAUGCUUGUUGAAUCAGAGGACAGGACGCCGUCCGCUACGAAGCGCUUUGUUUCCUAUUUAUUGGGUGCCACGACAGGUUUCUGUUUGGCCUGUAGGUGCGGUUUGUGUACGGCCAUCUCCGGGUCUAGCUUUAGGACAUCGUGCUCUUUUUUCAUAUCCUGUAUGAUGUACAUAUGAGUGUAUAUAGUCGUCUUCUUCCUUUCUCUCUUUGAACCAUUUUUGAAUCCUCGCCCUUCUUCAUCUCCUUUGUUUUUCUCUCAGCCUCUUCUUCGGCUGUUGUUGCCUUCAUCUUAAUGUGUGUGUGGUUUUUGUUUUUCUUCUUUUCACACAAAGUGCUCUGUAAUCUAAAAAAAACUGUUUUCAACGCGUGUUAUAUUUUAUGUUUCUCUCAUUCGAUCACUUUAAUCAAACAUUUGUUUCCGGUGUUUUUGUUGUUUUAAGGUUUUUUGCACGUAAACGUUGCCGCGUCAUCGGAUAUGUUUUUUCGUUAUUUUGUAAUUUUGUUUUGUAAGAAUACCAUAAAGGGUUUGAUCACUAUCUCACCAGGUUGAGGACUGAAAUGGAGAGAUCCCAUCCGGCUGUUUUGUGAUUGGUCGUAGCCAGGAUCUACCCAUGAGCCUGCUGUCUGAGGCAGUUAAAGCUUUGUUCAUGUUGAUUUUCUAAAACAGCCAACGACACUUGGCGCCUUUGGACUGAAGCCGAGAUUUAAUCAUUUAAACGAUGGCCAUUUUUUUAUAUCACGAAUCGUAUCGUAUGUGGACGCUGACUGUGAUCAUAUUAAAUAAAGUUGGUGAUUCCACACAUCAGCGAACCGAUGAUUCAGUCUGAUUUUACUGCAGCUGUUUUUAUCCCCGAUGGUUUUGAAGGAUGAACGGUUUGACUCUAUUUUAAGAGUGACGUGAAGAAUCCUGAUAUCACGUUUAUCUGGUUGACGUGAAGCCACAGCCAUCGGCUGGUUAGCUCGGCGUAUCAGGAGAAAUGGUUACCUUGACUUUAUCGAAAGGUAAAAUAGUCCUUCCAAUACAGAGUUUCAGAUAAUGAGGUAUGUGCUUUUUUCUGGUCUAGGGUCUUUAUGAUGUCAUGCUGGAGGGGGGAGGAGCUAAAACAGACUAGAAUGGUUUUCUCGCGCUGCUUCCAAGGCACACAAAGGACGGGGGAAGAAGUCUAAAUGGAUCAAAACUCCAGCUACGCUAUUAUUUUAACCUCCUAAGACCCGAACUCUUCCACAGCAGCAUUUUUAAUUUCUCUUUGAUAUUUGGGCAGAUUGGGGCCCAAUUUUUACCUGAUUUUGUUUCUAAGAAAAAUCAGAGCCACAAAUGAGGAUAUUAGUUUCAAAUUUUCGAUAGAAAAGUAGCAGCAUAAUGUCCUCGUAAGUGGAUAUCAGGGCCUUGUAGAGCAAAAUUUAGUAUUUGGUCUAAAUAACCCAAAAUAUGAUGUCCACAUAUGUGGACGCCAGGUCCUAGGAGGUUAAACAUCCUUGUUGCUAGACCAGUGUGCUCGUGGCCUUUAUGGGGGUUGUUACAGGGUGCACGACUAAUGCUAUUAAAAUAAGAUAAAGCAGAAAAACAAACAUCACCCGGUGGGCUCCAGAUUGUGAUGCAGCUUUUAGGCUACAAGCAACCUGCAACACAACACUGAGCUUCAGUGCAGCGUAGGAUCUUUUUCCUCCAGAGACUGUAAUAGCAGGGAAACUGGCUGAGGUAACGAGCUUGGCUGUAGCUUCACCCUUAAUCCCAGAGGUAAUUCAUCAAACUUGACGUGAAAGCAGAUGAGCCCAUUUCCCACAGUGGGCUGUUUUGGGCCACGUUGACUUGUCCAAACUGUGAGCCUGGGGUCCAGCAUGUUGAGAUUAUUAUUAUGUUUAUUUCUUUUAUUUUUUUAAGUGUUACUAUAGAACAUGUGCUGGUUGAAAAGUACCGUCUCUCCUGUUCGGCCAUGUCUCCUGUUUCCUGUGGAGCUCACUGAGCUUUCCUCCCCGUUCAUCUGUCACCUUUUUUUAAUAAAAAAACCCCAUUUUUUUGUAAAGUUUCUACCACACCUGCGUCAUGUACAGCUGUGCUCGAGUCUUAACCGUUGUUAUGGAAGGAACAGGGUCAGACAAACCUGACAGACUGAAAAAAAAAAUGCAACUACUUCAACUUUAUUUCCCAUUCCUUGUAGUAAAAUCAUUUUGUUGGCAGCUGGAAAAGGGGCGCCCGUCAUGUUUCUCUCUCUUUUUCAGUCUUUCGGUCGCAUUGAUCUGCUUCUCCUGCCGAGUUAUUAUUAUUAUUGCUGCUGCUGCUGCUCUGUGGCUGUUGUAAUAAAAAUACAAAAGAUCUUCAACAGGAAAAUAACAACUAUGAUGUGAAAUAAUUUCAAUCAAAAAUAAAUUGUCUGUGAAUAUGUUAUCAA